Penicillium cinerascens is the source of this 3093-nucleotide messenger RNA. Its product is annotated as lipase ROG1 family protein. The record is from RefSeq and is a predicted model, not a curated record. The transcript is spliced from 2 exons. Gene Ontology annotation, molecular function: monoacylglycerol lipase activity. NCBI's taxonomy places the organism in Eukaryota, Fungi, Ascomycota, Eurotiomycetes, Eurotiales, Aspergillaceae. Bases 1 to 3093 code for a protein of 1030 amino acids.
AUGCUGAUCACGCCUCGAACGUAUUUCGCUUCGCAGACGCCAGACCACGCCUUUUCCCGCGUCGAGGGCGCGUCCCGCUUCUAUACACUUGCCGGGUGGCACCAAAGCCCCGUGGAUGCAAGAUCAGCCGCGGAGAUGUUAUUGAUUCAUCAGGUCGGCAGUGUUCGCGUAGGGGAGGUAGCACGAUACACGUUGACCUACACACCAUCUGCCGAUCCGAUCUUGCCCAUUCCGUCCGAACUCCAUGUGAGGGUAAAGAAUUCGUCCGCGAUCCCUCUUCGAGCCGCGUACCUCCAUGGCCCAUAUACGCUCUAUGCAGCCUGUUACCCCUUCAAAUUCGACCCCAAUAGCAAGUAUGACCGGCAGGACACCGAGGGAGCCCCACAGUUUGAACCGUAUCUCAAAGCCGGAGGCAACUGGGAUGCGGUUAUCAAGAUGCCAACGCGGUUCGGAGAUUCCCACAAUCUUGCAGUUGGGCAGCUUGGACCUGACGGAGACAGAAGCAUGACCUGGGUGAUUGAGAUUGUGUCCCAGGUGGUCUUUUCGAAUAGCGCGGCGGUUCACUUUGAGCUGCUCGUCGGCCGCGAUGCGAAAUCCGUGGAGUACUUUUCGGCUGGCGCCGCCUCGGUUAGACUUGGUCCUCCUGGUAAAUUUCAUGAACUUUGGCCCCCAGGCAUCAAGGGUCAACAGGUUCUUACCACAACUGGGGUGUAUUCCAAAUCAAUCACAUUACGUGUCGACGACACGACUAGCUUGUGGAACACUCCGCCUCUACCACCCGGAACACUGGAACCAGCAGAUGACAGGCCAGAAACGUAUCAAGCGGACAUCAAUGCAAGUGAAGACCAAGGGUCAGAGUAUGCGAGCGAGACACAAGCCCACAAGUCACCCAAGAAGAAAAUCCAUCUGGUGGUGAUAACCCACGGAUUGCACAGUAACCUGGGCGCAGAUAUGCUUUAUCUGAAAGAAAGCAUUGAUGCCGCCGCCAAGAAGGCCAAGGAGCAAGCGAGCAACGCCAACGGUGGCCAGAAAACUACAGAGGAGGAUGACGAGCAGGUCAUCGUCCGAGGCUUUUCUGGCAAUGCCGUGCGAACUGAACGCGGCAUUCAAUAUCUCGGAAAACGCCUGGCUAAAUAUGUCUUGCUCAUGACCUAUCCUGAUCAACCAUACUUCCCCCUCAAGGGCUCCAAGUCGAAGUCAUUCCCUCGCCCAUUCAGUGCUCGCAAAGAUCAGGCUGAGCCCUCAUUAGAACCCCAUUCGUCGAUGAACCGGGAUGAUUUCGCAGAUGGGGACAACAACGCCUACCAAGUCACGAGCAUCAGUUUUAUUGGCCAUUCCCUUGGUGGUCUGAUUCAAACAUAUGCCAUCGCUUACAUCCACAAACACUCACCCGAGUUUUUUGACCGAAUCAGACCGGUGAACUUCAUUGCUCUAGCAUCUCCCUUCCUGGGCCUUAGCAAUGAAAAUCCAAUGUACGUCCGGUUUGCUCUGGAUCUGGGCCUUGUUGGACGAACUGGACAAGACCUCGGCCUCAGCUGGACAGCGCCGAGGGUGCGAAGUGGCUGGGGUGCCCUCAUCGGUGGCCGAGGAGACUCGGCCAAUGACCCAAACCAGGCAGAUCCCGGUGCAAAGCCACUUUUACGAAUCCUGCCCUGUGGUCCUGCACACGAGGUCCUUCACAAAUUCCAUCACCGCACCAUCUACUCAAAUGUAGUGAACGAUGGGAUUGUUCCGCUCCGGACAUCGUGUCUCCUUUUCUUGGACUGGCGUGGCCUCGACCGAGUUGAGAAGGCAAGAAGAGACAACGGUCUUGUGGGAACCAUGGCCGAAUGGGGCUGGGCUGAAUUGACGGGGGCGAAUUCCAAGUCUCCGCGAAUGGCGACCUCGCCGGGCGAUGCCAGUGACGGAAUGAAAAGCAGCUACCAGAGCUUCGCCGAUGAAGGCCAAUCCUCUCAGCGGCAGGGAGUUCUUGCCGUGGAGGAUUCAUCGUCGCCAGCCGCCGGUCAAUUUCUGGCACGCAGGCCUUCUUCGCGUGGCAGCAGCACGGUGGAGACAGGGCUGAAAGAGAGUGUCCAUGAAAAUACAUCCGGCCCCCUCAACAGCUUCCUUUCUCUGUUUCGUCCGAAAGAACCUAAACACUCCCCCCGCGGCAAACAUUCUAAAAUCUACAAGCGCAGCCAGACUCUUGCAUCGUUCGACCCCAAUGAAUCGCCGGCACCCAUCGUCCGAGGAAAUUCUAUGUACGAGGAGGAAGGGGUCCAUACGCCUCCGAAGACGACAUUUUUCGAAUCGGCAGGAGACUUGCUGAUGCCGCCAUUACCGCCAACGGACUUUAUCCUGGACCCGGCUGCUCGCCCUCGGACGAUUUUCCAUGAUCGCAUUUAUCAUCCCGAAGAUAUCCCCCAUCCAUUACCGGUAAAGCGACGAACGUUGGCGUUCGGUUCACUACAAAACAAGAGUUCAAAAUCAUCGCCUAAUUCGGCUACUCAACUUCCUUCCGGCGCUGAAACCAAUGCCAAUAGCCACGAAAGUGGGCUCAAAGUCGAGGAAAAAAUCGCCAGAGCUUACCACCGUGAUCUGUCUUGGCGCAAAGUGCUCGUUCGCCUCGAACCCGAUGCACACAAUAAUAUCAUUGUGCGGCGUAUGUUCACUAACGCUUAUGGAUGGCCCGUGGUAAAGCAUCUUGUUGAUACACACUUUGGCCACUCGCCCACCGUCGAGGUCGAUGAUACGCUGAAACGAAGCGUCGACCGUGCCAAGUCCCCGAACGUUGGACCGACUAGCUCGGGUGAUGAAGUCGAAGGCCAAAGUGAUUUUGUUGAGCGGGAUGCGGCAAAGAGCCGUUGCACCAUGCCGGUGCAUUCCCAUGGCCCCGAUCUGUCUCAGCCGCAUGGGCGAUCGGACACCUUUCCCGCAGAACAUGAAUCUUACAAGACUGCGAGUACCCUCGGAAGGUCCCAGUAUACAGACGUCUCUCGACAGGAUUCAGCACGUUGGACUGAUCGGCAGGUGGGUGAAGAUGAUGAUUGCGAAUCCGGACUGGACGAAGAGGACGAGGUAGGCUUUCGUCGGUCCCCACGACCAAACCCCUGA